Molecule: messenger RNA, 8699 nt
Organism: Uloborus diversus
Lineage: Eukaryota; Metazoa; Arthropoda; Arachnida; Araneae; Uloboridae
Product: signal-induced proliferation-associated 1-like protein 1
Exons: 25
Coding region: 373-5097 (1574 amino acids)
Biological process (GO): regulation of small GTPase mediated signal transduction; activation of GTPase activity
Cellular component (GO): cytoplasm
Molecular function (GO): GTPase activator activity; protein binding
Source: RefSeq, a predicted model, not a curated record
UUGAGAUUUUGCGAAGAUUUUUCAUUCACAUACCUUUCGUGCCGUUAUUUUGUUUACUACGUCUGACAGUACACAGUUCCAUGCUUCCGUAUCAUCCGAUUUCUUGAUUCAAUACUGUUGAGAGACAACGCGAUACUGGUGAAGCGCUCUUUGUUUCUGUUGUCUGCCAGGAACGCAUUUUGCAGUUGCUUGUUUGGGUUCGAGUUUUCAUUUAAAAGACUAUGAAGUCAGUCUUACAGGUUUUCGAAAUUAUGACUGAAGAUAGACUGCAUUGGAUAUGUUUUUUUCAGAGAGAAUGUUUGUAAGGAUUGCAAUGUGCUUUAUAAGAAGCUCCUACCAUGUGUGCCAGAGGUAGGACAUGUGUGCAGCAGUAUGGAUACGGCAGACAAAGUUCGACCAUCUGAUAGCAUUGGUGGUUCUGUUAUUGGAAAUGGUCUGACUUCGGAUAUUUUGAGGGCCCGGGCAAUACAGUAUUACAACAAUUGCCAUCCCCAUGUGCAGAGGGCUACUUUUCAGAAUAAUGCAAUUCAGAAAAGUGGUAGCAUGACCCAGAUUAAUGGUUUUGUGAAUGGAGUGAAAACAAAUCUGAAGGUAGAUCAAAGUCCUUGUCAUAACGCAAACCGUCCACCUCUUCAUCGGUAUCGAAACGACCGUCCACAUCGCACACAUAGUGAGAGAUCGAACAAAUCUCCUGUUGUUAGUACUAAUCUUAACCACAUGGUGGUAAACAAUGGCAUAUCAUCAUCAAAGCUUGGGCUUUACAGGAGUAAUAGCAGCUUGGAUUUGGAUCAUAGUGGUGAUACAUUUGAUGAUCAUUCUGGAGUUCUGAGAAGAGAUUACGGCAGUGCCUCUUCCCUUGACAUAAUUAGUACUACUGGAGAAAGCUUCUUUGCCAUGCUAAGAGAAUUUCGAAGAGAGAACUUUGAUCAGAGAAGUCCUGGCCCUGCCAAAAUUCAUGAAUAUUUGAAAGGGAAAAUUGACCCUACUCCGUCCACGCAGAAUGCUUCCAAUACUUUGGCCAACGGACCUGAUUCUUUUGAAGAAUCAAAUAGUCCAAAAAUUAAAACAAAGUUUCAUAAACUGUGGGAUAUAAAAGAUAAAAGCAAAAUGAGAAGUAAAAUGCUUAAUAGUGAACCAUCUAUUUUUAAAAAGUUACGAGGAAAUAAAUCUGAUGUAGCCGAUUGCACGGGGAAAGGUUCCGAUAACUCCCUUGAUGCAGAAGCAAGAAUUGAAGACAAGUUGAGGAAAAAAGCAUUUGCCCAUUAUGACUGUCAAAGUGUGAUAGCUAAUCUCAGUUAUGCAUCACGACUGAGGAGUUUACUAAGCAAGAGACGUAAUACAACAACUGGUGCAUCUGCUGCAUCUAUGUUGAAUCGUACUCCUGCUAAUAGUACAGAAAAUUUAAAUCCUGAAGAUUCCGAUCCUGGUGAUGGUAGAAGUAGUGAACUGCUGUUGAGUUGUCCUUUCUUCCGAAAUGAGCUUGGUGGUGAGGAGGAAAGGAUUAUUAGUUUGAAUAGAAUGACAUGUAGAAAACAAAAAAUUCCGGAGGAUGCAUUUGGUGUUUUGCCGACAGUUCACAAACCCAAUAUGGCUUAUGGUGUUUCUGUGCUUGAAAAGGGCUCCUCUUCAAAAUGGAGUCAUAAGUUUUGCCCCUAUCAGCGUCAACCACUUCAAAUGGAAAGAGUUGGUACAGGUGCCUUGUACUACAGGAAUUUUUUCCACACACAAGAGCAUCAAAAUUGGUUUGGCAUCGAUGAAAGCCUUGGGCCAGUAGCAAUUAGCAUUAAAAGAGAGAAGAUAGACAUGAGUGACAGUUGUUCUAAAAACAACAAUAGUAGUAGUGCAUUACCUCAUUACCAGUACAGGAUUAUUAUCCGCACUAGUGAACUUUUGGUUAUGAGAGGUACAGUAUUGGAAGAAGCUGUUCCAAAUAUUGCAAGGUCCAGCCAGCCAAGACAGUGCCAUGCUAAAGAAGUAGUAGAAUAUAUUGCUCCUGAGCUUCACCUCCCUUGUCUUCGUCUUGCUGUUCCUGGUCUUCAAACAGAAGAACAUUUGCUGAGGCUAGAUGAACAAGGAAUAACCAAAAAUUUUAAAGUUGGUGUAAUGUACUGUAAAGCUGGACAAUCCACCGAAGAAGAAAUGUAUAAUAAUGAAUUUGCUGGUCCUGCAUUUGAAGAAUUUUUAGACAUGCUUGGGCAGCGCAUACGUUUGAAAGGAUUUGACAGAUAUCGAGGUGGAUUAGACACGAAAACUGAUACUACUGGCCUUUAUUCUAUAUUUACUACUCAUCAAGAUUGUGAAGUCAUGUUUCAUGUUUCAACUCUAUUACCAUACACCCCAAAUAAUAAACAGCAACUUCUUCGCAAAAGGCAUAUUGGGAAUGACAUUGUCACAAUCGUCUUCCAAGAACCAGAUGCACAGCCAUUCACUCCAAAAAAUAUUAGAUCACAAUUUCAACAUGUUUUUAUAAUUGUAAGAGUUGUCAACCCAUGUUCGGAUAACACUUGUUAUAGGAUUGCUGUCAGUCGCUCGAAAGAAGUUGCUUCAUUUGGUCCUCCCAUUUCUGAAGGAGCCAUCUUUCCCAAAUCUAAAAAAUUUGCAGAUUUCCUCUUAUCAAAAGUUAUUAAUGCUGAAAAUGCUGCUCAUAGAUCAGAAAAAUUUGUCACUAUGGCUCAGCGGACAAGGCAAGAGUAUUUGAAGGAACUUGCAUCAAAUCAUUGUACAAAUACAACCAUUGAUUCAGGACCUAAAUUUUCUAUACUUUCAUUUGCUGGAAGAAAAAAAGAGAGAAUGAGGCCUCGAUUCAUCCCGGACAACUAUAUUUUAGGUGCAAUAUCAUGGCAAGUGCAGGCUGAGGAUUUUGGAAAGUCAACUGUUGUGGAUUGCUUACUUGCCAUUUCUGUAGAUACUUUAGUUGUAAUGGAUGAAACAACUCAAGAAGUAAUUUUUGUUUGUCCUUGUGCUUCUAUUCUUGGCUGGACGUCACAAACGACAAGCCUUAAAAUUUUUUAUCAUCAAGGAGAAUGUCUUGUGAUUCGUUCCAAAGACCCUGAUAUUGAUGAAAUACAGGAAAUUGUCAGUAGACUCUCAGCAGUUACAGAUGGAGCUGAAACACAAGAACUUAUUUUAAGGAGGAAUAGCCUUGGACAACUGGGAUUUCAUGUGCAAUUUGAAGGUGUUAUCACAGAAGUGGAAAAUUAUGGUUUUGCUUGGCAAGCAGGAUUACGCCAAGGAAGUCGUCUAGUUGAGAUAUGUAAAGUAGCAGUGGCAACUUUAACUUAUGAUCAAAUGGUUGAUUUACUGAAAACAUCAAUGACUGUAUCUGUAACUGUCAUCCCUCCUCUCGCUACAUCUUUGCCUCGCAAAGGCUGCAAUCUUCAUAACUGUAGCUACUUAUCUGGGGGUGGCAUGGGUGACUAUGAAAACAUUGGAAUCUGUGAUCAUGGUGAAAGUCAUCAUAAAACAACUCCCAGGCAACAGUCUGCAUUUCAUUCGCAACGUAUUAGUUCAAGGAAAGAAAAUAAUUCAAGCAAUCAGCAUCCUAAUAGAAGCCCUUCUAUGGAUCGAAUUCUUUCUAAAACUGAUGUAAGAAAUAUUUUUGGUGAUUCAUCACGCAGAGACCAUCUUCAACAUCAUUCCAUAAUUUCCUUAAGAAGCAUUCAAGACUCAUCUCAAGGUAUACUGCCAUCUCGACUCACGACCUAUGCUGGUAUCGGCAGCCUUGCUUCUGUGGACAAGGAGUCGAGUCCCAAGGCCUCCACUGCAUAUCCCACUCCCCGGUCUUCUCCAAAUUCACAUGAUCAUGGUUUGCCUGCAUAUGGAAAUAUUCAAAGUCACUUGCAUCGGAGCUUUCACGACAGAAACCGCAAUGGCAUCAGCCAGCGCCUCACCCACAUUGGAGGCAUGGUGUCGGCUCGAAGUGAACUUUCUCUGGCUGAAAUAAUGCCGUUUCAUUCCAGAUCUCAUUCACAUCAUGUUGUUUUGUGUCCACACUCAGUCAAAAGCCAUCCAUCUACGGACAGCCCUACUGUGCAGUCUCGAUCUCAUCAGAAUUCAUCUCCUCAUUCUCCAAACUCGAAUCAGGAACUACCUUUUGCUAAGCGAUCUCCUUCCAGUGUGCAUUCUGAUUACCAUUCAGAUAGUUCCAGUGAUUGGCCUCAGGGAACCAGCAGUGCAGAUGAAUUGUGUGAGACUAGAAAGAGCAAUAGCCCUCAUAGACAUUCUUCAGAAUCGAAAUCAAAUUCUGCAUUUCAUCAAUCCAGAAAACUACCUGAAUCUACCCAAUCAAAAUUAAGCAGAUUGAGACCUGGAGUAACUUCUUGCAGCACACGUCCAACCAAACCAACAGUUAAUUUUGUGGCUAUUGCGAGCAGUGGCAGUAGCUGUAGUGGCAGCACCAGUACUUUGCAGGAAGAUUUAUUCAAACUUAUCAAUCCAGAGUACUUGGACAGUGAUAGCAAUAGUGAAGACCCACCAUCUUCUCACCUAGAUUCAGAUACAGGAUCUAGGACACAUAUGUCAACACCUUCUUCUUCACUUGAGCGAAGCAAUGGCAAUACUCCAGAUCCAGCUUUAGAUGUAAUACUUACAAAAGCACAGCCAGCUCAUGUCAUUUGUUCGGAGCCAUCUUCUCCUGCUGCUAGUGAUGUUCGAUUAGACAGGUUGUCUCCUCGUGCAACUCAAGACCGUGUACAAAAUAAAUUCAAGCCUCUUCCGAGGCCACCAUCAUCCCCUUCUUCUCUAGUUCCUCUAAAUGAUGAUCAUAAUAUUGAUUGGACAAGUCUGGUUUCUUCAACAACUAAAGGCAUUGAAAGUUUUCCAAAUGGUUCAACAUCUUGGUUAGAAGAAGCAGAAAAACACUUACUAUUUGAUGGAAACAGUUUGGAACCAAAGCCAAAGGUGCAUGAUCUUGAAUCAAGGUUAAUGAAGAUGCAGCAAGAACUGUUGAAAGAACAGCACCAAAAGGCAAACUUAGAACAUGAAGUUCUUCAGCUGAGAGAACAAAACCAAAGGCUUGUAGAAGAAUCCCAGAGUGCUGCUGUUCAAAUUCGAAAGUACAGAGAAUGGUUGUUGCAUACUCGAGAAGCACAAUCUUAAGUCCCAUCACUUCACCGUGCCAUCAUUCCAAAGUUGUGAAUUUUAUCAAAGCAUCUUUUGCUUAUGUGAUUUUAUUUCAAUACAUACCCAAACAUUAAGUGUAUAGUAUUUUCAUCUCAUUUUCCUAAAAUUAAUCAUGUUUUCAUGAUCAAAGAUAAAAUUAAUGUGCACUUUAUGAAUACUCCAGUCCUCCGUAGAUUAAUUAACUAUUGCCUAGCUUUACAACAGAUACUAUUAAUAUUAUUUUAAUUGUGCUUUAAGAAUAUAGUGAGUUCAAUUCAAGUUAAGUAAUUUUACUUAUUAGUUUAAGGAAUGUUCAUUAUUAGCGUAAAAAUAUAGCUAAAUUGUCCUUUCUGUGGUUAUGCAAAAUCUGUGUAAUGUACAACUUUAUGACACAUUAAUUUUUUCCUCCAGCAAGGGAGAGUUUUGGGGUGUUUAGUCCCUCCAUAACCCUUUUAUUUUCAAGCCAUAUUGCCAAUCCUUUUAUCUUAAAAUGUAUGUAAGAAUCGUUGUGACCAAACUCCUUCCCCCUCACAAAGAUAAAAUUCUAGUUAGUUACGGUUCUUCCAAGGAUAAAAUUCUGGCUGCACAUUACAUAAGAACAGACCUUUAUAUAAUCAUAUGUGACUUAUAUGCAUAUUCAGUCUAACCAUAAUCAUGUGAAUUUGAGGUAUAAUAAUAAACCUUCCUUGUACAAAAUGGUUUCCAUUGCAUGUGUACCAAUACUGUAAAACUAUAAAGCAUUUGUAAGUGUAUUAUUUUAUAAAAUUUGCCAUUAGUCAUUCCAUUUUUUCUUUAUCUUAAUAUUUAGAGGAAAAUAGUUUGCUUUAAAUCUUUACUAAUAAAAAAGCUGAAAGUAUCUCUGGAUCUCUGUGACGCGCAUAGCGCCUAGAUCGUUCGGCCGAUUUUCAUGAAAUAUGGCACAAAAUUAGUUUGUAGCAUGGGAGUGUGCACCUCGAAGCAAUUUUCGAAAAUUCGAUUUUGUUCUUUUUCUAUUCCAAUUUUAAGAACAUUUUAACGAGCAAAAUUAUCAUAAGAUGGACGAGUAAAGUUAUCAAGUUAUAUUACCAAGUUAUCAUAAGGUGGGGAACCGUAACAUGGGCUAGCCAAUUGGCAAGAAAUUCAACAUACAUUUUUUGUAAAUAUACAGGCGAACAAAAAGACCUUUUUAUUUUCUACUACAGGCAAAGCCGUGCCGGUACCACUGGUAUAAUAUAAAACUGAAAUAAUUCAAAAAAAAAAAAAAAAGAAGAGUUGAACUGUGUUAGAAUUAUUCCAAACUAAAUGUUUUUGAUUUAUCUAAAAUGUAGAUUACGAAGUUAUUAUGUAAUAUUAUGCUUUGCAAUCAGUAUCAGUUUUUUGUGCGUGUUUAGCUUUACUUGUGCUGAACUACAAAAAAGAAAAAAAUAUGAUUCUAUCACUUCUUUCAAAUUCAGUAAAAUCCUUAUUUAAUAAAAACACAGAAAAGUGUUCAUCAAGUCCAGCCACUCACCAAAUCCAUGUAGAAUAUCAGAGCUUAGAUUUAAAAAUUUGAGUGAAUAAGAAGUAAUUUUUGCGAAUCGCUGCUACAUAGUCGUAGUUGCAAAGUUGAAACUAUUCAAAUUAUUCUCUGUUAAAAAGGUUAUAUGAAGCUUCUAAAAAAAAGACUUAAUAUUUUGAGUUAAAUCAACUCAAAUUUCAUCUUAAAAUAUACAUUUUUAGAAAGUUUUUGUUCCUAAUAUGUCUUGACUUUUCUGACAGGGACCUAUUUUAAGAAAACUAAAAAUCUGCUCAAAAUUCUAUUGAAAUGAAAUCAGUGUUAAAUCAGUUUCUUUAAGCCAAGGACAUAGUUUUAAGAAAAUAUGAAAUUUUAUGAAUUUAUCACAUUAAAUUGAAAAGUAUUGUACAAAAAGAUGAAAUUAUUUAAUAAUGCCAAUAUUUGCAUAUUUCUUGUACAUUUAUGAAUAUAAGUUUCUGAGAAUACUGUAUUCAAGAUCAUUUUAGCUUUGAAAAGCACAGGGAAGAAAAUUUUUUUUUUGCAAUGCAACAGUGCUUGUAGAGUUGAAUUUGUUCCUCUAUUUAACUAAGUAAUAAAGGUAAUGAAUCCAGUGGACAAUCACCUAAAAGGUUACAAUGAAGAAAGGCUUAGGUUUUGAACUUUCAAUGGUGAUUUUGUCAACCGCUAGAAAGAUUGACAUCUCGCCUUUCUUCCCUGUACUCUUCAUUUGUUUUUUAAGAACUUAUAACUUUAAAAGUAUUGGAUAAGUUGUUUAACACUAAUAUUAAUGGGGAAUCACUGGAACAAUGUACUGUUAUUACCAGUAAAUGUAAAAAUUUCAGUAACUUGGCUGCUUUCUGACAGGAGACUGAUAAAGUGUAACAUUGAUUAUGCUCCCAUUAGAUCUAAUAAGGAAAGUUGUGAAUUGAGUCGAAAAGCAAAGGGAUGUAAGUGGCAAAAUUAAAAAUUUGGAGAUAAGCAGUACAAAUGUUAGGGGUACCUAUCCUCUGUCUUGGGGCAAGAGAUAGUACUAGUAGCCCUAAUAAGUGCUGCUGUAUAGCAUGAUUUAGAAAAAAAAUUCGAUGAAAGCCUACCUGGGACAUUAUCUUUAAAUGCGUUUUACUCAAAACUUGAAUCUGUUCAUUUACAUCCCUUUGCUUCUCACAGCAUCAAAUGUGAAUGAGAUAGGAAAGUUUUUCACAGAAAGAAUUUUAUGAAGGGUCUAUUUUCAUGACAUGUUUUAUGAGAAGUUUGCUCAUGCAAUGAAUUACUUUUGAAGGAUCAGUUAACAGACCUAAGGUUCUCCUAAAAAGAUCCCAGCAAACCUAAUGGUUAUGAUGUCAAUUAUCUAAAACUCGUGUUUACUGAUUUUGAAAUCGAGUGGAAACACUUAUCUAUGCAAGUAAGAUUUUGUUAUGCCUAAAAAUACUUGGAAUGCUGAAAAUUAACAAGUAAUUUAUAUGCAUAGAAUAUUACCAGAAUUGUAAUUAAAUUUUGAUACAUAUUUGUGUACAUAAAUACUUUUUAUAUACUUAUUAUUUUUAGAAGUAGCACUUGGCUAAUAAAUAUGAACAAUUUUAUACCAAAGUAUUUUUAUACAUAUUUAUUUAUUAGUCUAUGCUUCAUAAAUGUGCAAUGGAUGUUUUACUAUAAGUUUAAUAGUUACAUACUAGAAUUCUGAGUUUCUUUUACCUGUUUGAUAAAAUUUUAUGAAGUAUGAGAUAGUGUGCAUUUAAAAAAAAGAUUAACUUCUACAGAAGCUAUUAAUACCCUUUCAAUCCCCCUUCCAUUAGUGGGGGAAAAAAAAAAAAAACUUAAAAAAUAUCAAUCAUUUAUAGGGCCGACAAAAAAUUGUUUCUGUAUUUAAAUUUUAAAAUUGUUUUCUAUUCGGUUUGUGAUCGUUGUUGAAACAAUCAAAAUAUAUCAAUUUUUUAUAUAAAUCCUAUAUUUAUUAAUCAUUUGUAAAACUUUUUUUAAUCCCUUUAAUUCUGGGGAACUAGUUUUGUACAUGAAACUAUAUUUUUGUAGAUUUUUUGCUCUGUGUGUGUUGUUUUUGUUAACCUAGUCACUGCUGAGUCAGUUUUAUGUAUAUAUUGUUACAUUUGUGUAAAUAAAUUCGUAUAGA